CAAAAUAACUUCAACGAAAAUGUAUUUAUUAUGUAUAACUCAAUUUGUAAUCAAUUUCUGUUUAAUAAUAUGUGUCCAUUCAUUUCCAAAAAUAUCGUUUAACACCGCCGGAAAUGACACAAACGAAGACGGAGAGUAUCCCGAAGAUGUUUAUGGAUCUGUACUUAACGACACUGUAUAUGGACCAAUAUUCACGGAUAACACAACAGAUGAAGAAGAUUUAAUAAAAGGACCAUAUAGACAUGAAUACCAGAUUGGAAAAGUACUCGGAAUUACACUACCAACAACAAUUUGUUUCCUCUUAUUAAUUAUAUUUGUGUGUUUAAUCUGUAGACCAAAAACUCACUUUGUCAGUCAUUUCACACGACCCCGAUACGAACUUUGUCGGCAUCAAAAGAAAACUCACGAAGCUUACCGUUUAAAACAUGCCCCAACGCCUCAAGAACGCGAACAAAAACGUUUAGAAGAGUUAAGAAAAGAAGAAGAACGUAUAGAAAAAAUUAAAGAAAAACGGCGACUAAAACGUGAAAAGAAAUUUGCAAAACAACAAAGAAAAUGUGACAAGCGACAUGAAGCGAGAGUUCAAGCUCAUGAAAAGGCUAAAACGAAGCAUAUUGCACGAUUGCAAAAAUUAAAGUUGCAAAGGGAGAAAGAUAUUCAGAAAAAAAUUAAGAAAAAGGCUUUCUUGGAGGAGAGAAGGGAUGAAUUGUUGGAGAGGGAAGGAAGAGAACCGCGUAUUGAUCGAUCGAGGAGAAGUAAAAGUUUGAUUUAUGGAAGUGGGAAGAUGUUGGAUGAUGAUGACAGAUUUAUAAGGGAGGAUGUUAGGCUGAGAAGAAGUACGGAUGAGUUGAGUCAAAGAAGUAGCGAGAAGAUCUCAUUUGUCGAUUUACGAGAUAAAAGAAAUGAUGAUAGAAGUACAAGAAUUAGGGGGCCACCGAGAGAAAGACAUUAUGAUUAA
Messenger RNA from Onthophagus taurus, 958 nucleotides. RefSeq lists its product as uncharacterized. NCBI's taxonomy places the organism in Eukaryota, Metazoa, Arthropoda, Insecta, Coleoptera, Scarabaeidae. The record is from RefSeq and is a predicted model, not a curated record.